UUUAAUGAAAAUUUUUGCUACUUUUAUCGAUGUUGUGUUUUAGUUUCUUGGUACUUGAUUUCAGAGAAACUGCUUUCAUUGAUAAAACUCUAAUUUUCCCUACUAAGAAAGCUUCAAAGCGGUUUGAAGCUUUCUGUGUAGUAUUCAUGGAACUAUGAACCUGGACUCGUUGUCUUUUGCUUUGUCUAAUAUUAGUUAUUCCGUGGCAAAUUUAACUAAGAAGAACUUUAAAUCUAGCGUGCAGGAAAUAUCUAGACUUGUAUCCCAUCACGGGUUAGAGGCUGAGAGGCAUCUCCUGCGCUGCUUAUUUUCUCAUGUCGAUUUCAGUGGUGAUGGUAAAAGUAGUGGCAAAGACUUCCAUCAGACGCAGUUUUUGAUCCAGGAGUGUGCUGCAAUUCUAAACAAGCCAAAUUUUGUAUCUACUUUCUGCUACGCAAUAGAUUGUCCUCUUCAGCAACAGAAGAGUUUGAGACCUUCUGCAUAUCUUUUGCCACAAUUGAGCAAAGUACUUAAGUUGUCUCCUGUUCAAGAAAUUGCAUUUGGUUUGGCCCUUUUAAAUUCUGCUGUGUCUGAGCAUACAAGUCACGCUUCAAUUUAUCUCAAGCAGAAGCUUCCAGAUUUUAUCAAGCACCUUGUCGAGACAGCGGACUCACAAAGUCAAGAUCCUUUUGACUUGCCUCCUGUGAUCUUGCAUCUGUUGCUCAACCAUCUCUUAUGUGAGACUAGAGGAUUAGAAGUAUCACCUGAUCUUAAAAUUUCUAUUUGUGACUCCAUACAAAAAAAUUUUAAAGACAAAAUACCUGUUUUUAUAUUGCCUUAUUCACAAUCUGAAAAACUUGAUCCUGUCAUGGAUUCAGUUAAUAACACUUCAAAGCCUGCUGAAGAUUCAUAUGUAGAUGUUAUUCAAGAAAUGGGAUACAGUUUUACAGCAAGGUGA
Messenger RNA from Uloborus diversus, 937 nucleotides. RefSeq names its product CCR4-NOT transcription complex subunit 1-like. Gene Ontology annotation, cellular component: CCR4-NOT core complex; P-body. Gene Ontology annotation, biological process: nuclear-transcribed mRNA catabolic process, deadenylation-dependent decay. NCBI's taxonomy places the organism in Eukaryota, Metazoa, Arthropoda, Arachnida, Araneae, Uloboridae. The record is from RefSeq and is a predicted model, not a curated record. Gene Ontology annotation, molecular function: molecular adaptor activity.